Haliotis rufescens (red abalone) is the source of this 2483-nucleotide messenger RNA. RefSeq names its product beta-1,3-galactosyltransferase 5-like. Gene Ontology annotation, molecular function: hexosyltransferase activity. The transcript has a single exon. NCBI's taxonomy places the organism in Eukaryota, Metazoa, Mollusca, Gastropoda, Lepetellida, Haliotidae. Gene Ontology annotation, cellular component: membrane. The coding region runs from base 420 to 1415 and encodes 331 amino acids. The record is from RefSeq and is a predicted model, not a curated record.
CUCACACCAUGCAGCACCUUCAAGCUGAAACUGAUCAUACAGUCGCAUUGGUAUGGACGUAAUAUAAGCUGUGAAUCAACGAAGACACGAUGCUUUGUAUCAUUACGUUUGCUAUAUUACAGGACUACUGCUGACAUUGUAUGGAGUGCAAGUGUGCACGUGUGUUUGUUACGAAGUCUACGAUGAACAAAAGAAUGCGAUUUUCUCCCAACACAAACUAUAGGACGGCUAAGAUGACGUGAUACGACCGUGUAAGUUUCUGUAUACGUGAUGAGCAACAUUCGAGGUUGGACACUUUAGGUGUUCCCGAGAACAGUUUCUGUCAUGUUAAACAUCUUUUGACGGUGAAGAAGUUUGGGGAAGAGUUUUGGUUGGCUCGGGAUCGUGUCGAUCACCAGAGUUGUUCAUAUAUAUUGAUAAUGAGCCGGUUCAAGUGGUGUGUUACUGCAACGCUCAUGAUGGUAAACGCUCUAAUAUGGAUGCAGAAUAUUCACGUGUUGAAGCAGCAUGGUGAUAAUCAUCGCCUGAGUCAUCCAUGGCAUCUUCCAUCUGGGCGUCCAAGGACAAGGACGCCAUACCCAGCCACGAACAGUAUAAAAUACACACUCAACAACCCAAACAUAUGCAGGAAUACUGAGACAGUGUCGCUUUUAUUUAUUGUCAGUUCAUCCACAACUCACGCGAAGUCUCGUCAGUAUAUCCGUGAUACAUUUGCAAAUCACACGUACUUCCGAUUUCAUGUCAUCAGACUCAUUUUUAUCGUAGGUAAGUCACAGAAAGAAAGCAUUGAACGCGAACUGAUUGCCGAAAACCGGAAGUAUGGUGACGUCAUACAGGGUGACUUCCUGGAUUCAUAUCGUAAUCUCACGUUGAAGGUCGUGACGGAGUUUCAUUGGGUGGCGAAACAUUGUCCUAAUGUAACUGUUGUCGCUAAGAUUGAUGACGAUGCCUUUGUGGACACUGUAAAAUUUCUGCGAUCUUAUUUUCCCGUUUUCCGGACUGGCAGGAGAUAUAUUUUGUGUAAUUUUAUUCCAAGGAUGCUGAUUGACCGUGCAGGACGAUGGAUAAUUUCAAACAAGGAACACGUGCUCAAACACUAUGACGCCUUUCCUUGGAGCUACUGUAGCGGCUAUGGGGUGUUUUUCAGCGGCAAUAUGAUUGCUCAGUUGUACAAGGCGGCCACAACGUCGCCUUUUCUAUGGGUGGACGAUGUCUACUUCUCGGGAGUACUCCCAUCCAGACUCACCGACAUCAAGUACAAACACUUGGAGAACAGAUGGAACGGUCAAGUCAACAACACACAGUGUUUCUUGCGCUACAACUGUCAUGAUAUUUUCGGAGUUGUGGACAAGGAAGAUUUAUACCAAAUUUGGAAUUACACCAUAAAAACACGAUAUCGACAAUACACCUUUUGAAUUAUUUACCUCUCACUGAAUGAAUUUGUUUUCUAUUGAUGCACGUUAAUUAGUUAAACUAGUGUUGUGUUAUUGUUUCUCAAAUGGUGAUUAAAUAUAAACACAUAUUGAAAAGAAGAAAAAUCAAAAACCGUGGCACAGGUAUUAAUUGGUAUGUUCAUAUAUGACACUAUAUAUUAUUUGAUUUCUGAGAAUGGAUCAUGUCAACAUUUACACAAUAAUAAGAUACAGAUCAUUUGUCAAAAAGGUUAUUUCAAAGGUCAUUUCGGAUCAAAACAAUGCAAUUUGUUUUUUAAAUAUUAACAAUUUUUUAACGAGGCGAUCGCGCGACUUACGGUUUUCCUACUGGUCCGGAAAUGACGUACACACUUCCGAGCAGCUUUCACAUUCCUAAGGAAAUCUCCUGGCUGUUGUCUAGCAUAAGCACGUACAUAAUCAUAGGUUAUGAUCGUAUAGACCGUUAUUUCUCACAUUGAAAUAAGUUGUCUUAAUUUGGAAGAACAUCUUCCCUAUGCUCCAACUUACUUAAAGUGAAGCAAGCAAGAAAUGCACAGUUCGGCAGUAAUGUAUUAAUUUAUUAAUGACUGAUCACCCUAUUUUCUUUGUUGUUUCAAGCAAGUCAGCAAUAUUCCGUCUGCAUCACGGUCCUCUGUAAAUAAUCAAGGGCACUCAAGAGGCAGACAGCAUGGUCACGAGGUUGUGCCUUCGGGGUACGGUGACAUAGAGGCAGCCAAACAGUUGCAAGUUACAGAGCCUGGCCUUCUGCUUCCCAUUGUUUACCGACUGACACAAACACGAGAAACAAGACACACUGGAAUAUAUAAACAGCGGAAUAUAAUGUACACACUGUACGAGAGUAAUUCCAAUCUGAACAAUAAAUUGGAAACUAAAAACAUUAUGACAUUUAACAAUUCACCCAAUCUCAUUAAAAACAGACCUUAGUUCUCGCUACCGCUAAACAAAGUACAUAAUCGAUGAUAGUAAUUACCCUUCUCUUUGCAAAGGGACCGCCUCCGUGGUCUAGUGGUAGAGGGUCCGCCCGGAGAGCGGAAGGUCCGGGGUUCGAUC